Messenger RNA from Aspergillus luchuensis, 600 nucleotides. RefSeq lists its product as uncharacterized. The record is from RefSeq and is a predicted model, not a curated record. The coding region runs from base 1 to 600 and encodes 199 amino acids. The transcript has a single exon. NCBI's taxonomy places the organism in Eukaryota, Fungi, Ascomycota, Eurotiomycetes, Eurotiales, Aspergillaceae.
AUGAGCAAUUGUACGCGGCUAAAAGAUUUACCGGCAAGAAUCGACAACAUGGCAAGUUUUCAGGAAAAUGCAACAAAUGUGGACGAUUCGGGCACAAGGCAAAGGACUGCAGACAGUCAGGCAGCGUCAAAUCCGAGUGGUAGACCCACAGCGGCAGAGUUUUUGCGCCACAUGACCUCGACCCCGCACGCCAAGAGACAAAUGGACCCACAAACACGUAAGCAGUUUGCGCGAUUUUUGGCACCCGACGAGCUUCAAGAAUUUUAUUGGUGCAACAGAAAUGGAGUAUUCCCGAAGGAUUUGGUUUCGUGUGACCUUGAGCGGAUAACCGGCACGAUAAGAGAUACUGAGACUGGAUAUGAUCGACACCGCAUUCCAGGCAGCAAGAUUUACAACGAAUGGGCGCGCAUAGACGACGCGUCAGCAGACAUGGACUAUGGAUACUUUGAACGCACAGCCCCUUGGAUCAGCAGUGAUGACGUGGCAAGACAUUACGAAGGCGAUUGCACCACCCCCUCAGGUAUGGCGAAACUGGACGUCCAGUUAUCUCCUCACAUCUUUCAUAUUCUAUCUCCACAGGCCUCAUAUACUCUUUCUUAA